Messenger RNA from Eruca vesicaria subsp. sativa (arugula), 573 nucleotides. Lineage: Eukaryota; Viridiplantae; Streptophyta; Magnoliopsida; Brassicales; Brassicaceae. The record is from the annotation of a GenBank genome assembly.
AUGUUCUUGAUCAGACCAAGAGGUUGCGGGGAUGAAGUCACACCUUGCGGUACACAUUCCACGAUGGAGAUCACAUUGUUCUACCUUUCAAUCUACUUGAUCGCAUUGGGGAAUGGCGGUUACCAACCAAACAUUGCAACUUUUGGAGCUGAUCAGUUCGAUGAGGAGCAUCCUAAAGAAGGGUACUCAAAGAUCGCGUUCUUCAGCUACUUCUAUCUUGCUUUAAACCUCGGCUCGCUCUUUUCGAACACAAUCUUGGGUUACUUUGAAGAUGAAGGGAUGUGGGCACUCGGGUUUUGGGCGUCCACUGGCUCUGCCAUCUUGGCUUUGAUUCUUUUCCUCGUUGGAACUCCAAGAUACCGAAACUUCAAGCCAACGGGGAACCCUCUUUCGAGGUUUUGCCAAGUUUUGGUGGCUGCAACGAAGAAAUCAUCUAUGGAGGCGCCGCUGAGAGGGAGAGAGGAGAUGUAUGAUGAAGAUAGACAAGGGAAGAAUGCUUCAGGAGAUACAGGGAGGAGGAUAGUUCACACAGAUGAGUUCAAGUAUGUUUCCGAAAAACUGCUGCGGUUUUGA